UCUUGCAGUCACUUAGUGCGGUUAUAACUAAUCAUGACUAAAAUGUGGCUUCUCCUAUUUUUCAUAAUUGUUCACAAUGCGGUUUCUUUGGAUGUCUAUCUUGCGCGAAUGAUACUAAUUUCGGAUAACACUAAUUUCAAUGAAUAUUCGAGAGUUAAGAAAACUGAUGGUACUGUCGGUGCGAAAAUCAAAGAUUCAGAUGACUGCAGAUGCGACAAAUCUGCUAAAACCACUCAAACCUUAGGUGGCGGUACAAGGGAAGGCAGAUUUACAUUUGGCGAAAACCUUAAUUUCAAAUGGAUAAACAGUUUGAGGUUAUACGAGCAACAUAAAUUAAACGGACGAAUGACGAUCACUUACGAAAAUAACAAACAUAAAAAAACUGAAACCGCAUUUACACUUUGUAAACCAAUCUAUAAAAGAAUAGAUCCAAAAACCGCUGAGUCGGCAUUUGCAAGGGACCUUUUUUUUAAAAUUUUCAUCAAGAAAUAUUUAUCUUGGGAAUGUAUUGAUCCAAUGGAUGUGAGAGUGGAUGAUACGUAUUUUUUCGAGUAUGAUCAAAAAAAUUUCAUUCAUUGCGAUGCUCUUGCCACUAUAACAUUUGAAUUAAAAGCAGAAUAUUCGGCUGAUUGUGGUAUUGGUGGUAGUGGAGAAUCAUUUAAUCUUGACACCCUUCGAGUAUUCUUUAAUACAAAAUUCUACGAUUGUGAUGGUACAAAGUAUUUGCCAUUUGCUGAUUUCGAUCCUAAUAUGCUUACAAUGGCAAAAUUGGCACAGGCUAAGAAUUUUACUGAACAUCUAGCAAAACUUCCACUUAAUCUCUGAAUAUAAGAAAAAUAUACCGAAGAAAAAAAAAUUACAUAUGAAACGAAAAAUUUAAAUUUUAUUCUUCAAAUAAGUGGUUUUCUUGUCAAAAUUGAUAAAUAAAAUAAUUGUUUAUUUCAUUGA
Molecule: messenger RNA, 948 nt
Organism: Leptopilina heterotoma
Lineage: Eukaryota; Metazoa; Arthropoda; Insecta; Hymenoptera; Figitidae
Exons: 4
Coding region: 34-825 (263 amino acids)
Source: RefSeq, a predicted model, not a curated record